Chaetomium fimeti is the source of this 924-nucleotide messenger RNA. Its product is annotated as uracil phosphoribosyltransferase-domain-containing protein. Lineage: Eukaryota; Fungi; Ascomycota; Sordariomycetes; Sordariales; Chaetomiaceae. The record is from RefSeq and is a predicted model, not a curated record. The transcript is spliced from 3 exons. Bases 94 to 828 code for a protein of 244 amino acids.
AGAUCGAACCUUUUUUACGUAUUUUGUCCUUGGUCCCAUCCUCAUCUCUCCCUAUUGUACCCAAAUAGACGUACCUACCUCAAAGCCACCACCAUGUCGGACCUCCCGCCCAACGUCCAUGUCUCGCAGCACCCGUGCCUACUCGCAAAGUUGAGCCAGCUGCGGUCACAAGACACCCUCCCGAAAGACGUCAAGGGGUUGAUCCACGAUAUUUCCCUGAUCGUGGGCUGCGAAGCAUUUGCCAAAGGACUCACCAGUGCUCCAGGACCAACUCCUAACCUAUACCUCCAGGACAAAACCCCCCUCGGCUUCGACUUCCAAACCCACCAACUCCUCCCCGCGACCGUCUCUCUCAUCCCCAUCCUCCGCUCCGGCCUAGGCAUGGUCGAAGCCAUCCAAACCCUCCUCCCGCACCCCGUCCCCGUGCACCACCUCGGCCUGUACCGCGAGCCGGCGACGCUGCACCCCGUCGAGUACUACAACAACCUGCCCAACCACCUCGCCGGUAGCGGCGGCGGCAACGGCGGCGACGGCGGUGGCACGGCGGACACCAGCGCGUCCGAGCUGGCCAUCAUCCUCGACCCGGUCAUCGCUACGGGCGGGACGUGCGCGGCGGCCAUCCAGACGCUGCGCGAGUGGGGCGCCCGCCGCGUCGUCGUGCUGUCGGUGCUCGGCGCCGCGUCCGGCGUGAAGGCGGCCGCGGCCGAGUGGCCGGAGGGUGUGGAGAUCUGGCUGGCCGGGGUGGAUGAGGAGUUGACGGACCGCGGGAUGCUCAAGCCUGGCUUGGGGGAUGUGGGGGAUAGGCUGUUUUUGACGAUUGGGAAGUAGGCGGUGGUUGGUUGAGGGGUUGGUUGAAUAGUUUGGUUGUGUUUCUUGGAUGCGGAAUGGAGCACAACAUGGUGACAUGUCCCUUUUCGCCUUCAA